Daldinia vernicosa is the source of this 1194-nucleotide messenger RNA. Its product is annotated as phosphoglycerate mutase-like protein. Lineage: Eukaryota; Fungi; Ascomycota; Sordariomycetes; Xylariales; Hypoxylaceae. The record is from RefSeq and is a predicted model, not a curated record. The transcript has 3 exons. Gene Ontology annotation, molecular function: fructose-2,6-bisphosphate 2-phosphatase activity. Gene Ontology annotation, cellular component: cytosol. Gene Ontology annotation, biological process: positive regulation of DNA repair; regulation of pentose-phosphate shunt; fructose 2,6-bisphosphate metabolic process. Bases 132 to 1013 code for a protein of 293 amino acids.
UCCGGAACAGCUUUUUACUCCACCUUAGCUUUAAAAAGCUCAAAGCUCGCAAAUUUUUUCAAUUAAUUUCCCAACAACAACAAAUCCAGCAAUCUUUUCACUGGUAAACUCGUGGAAGAUGAUGUGUCGCAAUGCGCAUCUUGCUGAUCAGGCAUGGCGAGUCCGUUGACAAUGUAGCUGGCCUCUAUGCAGGCUCCCGCGAUUCUCCCUUGACAAAUCACGGUGUUCUACAAAUAAAGAGAUUGGGUGCUCAUCUCGCGAAGUGUUGCGAAACCACUGCCCCAAUCAAGUACAUAUUCACCUCCAAUCUUCGAAGGGCUUAUGAGACAGCCGGUGCUGUAUCCAAAGCUCUUGCUGAUACCCGAAUCUCUUCAAGCGGUAGUGAAUCGGACACACAUACUCCCCUGGAGGUCGUACAACUCCCUGAGCUACGAGAGAAGGACUAUGGGUCAUCCGAAGGCAAAAAAUACAGAAAUCUCAAUGGUCUAAUUCAACCGGACUCAGAAACUCCCGAAUCCAUGAGAAUCAGAAUUGAUCGAUUUCUGGAUUCCCACUUGACCCCAAUCGUUGAUACACAUGUGUCCGAUAAGAUCACAGUUGCUAUAGUAGCACACGGCGUUAUCCUCGGUGUGCUGUUGAAAGGAUUGCUUAAACGCUUUCCUGGCCCGACUGGUUCUGCAGUACGCCACGGAAACCGUGACAACUGGCCGGAGUCCGCAGCAUGGAGCAACACUGGUGUACUUCAGGCUAGGCUUGAAAUGGCCAACAGUGUGUCGAAACCAGGUUGCCCAAGUGAUGCCGUGUCUGUCAGCCCAGCGACCCCGGGAGACGAUUCGAACUUGCACAAAGGGACAAUAUGUCUGACCGUUGAGUUUAUCAACAAUGUUGACCACCUCGAGGGUCUGAAAAAGACGAGAGGUGGCAUUGGUAGCACUAAAUUUGACUCACGUCAGAGGACCAUGGACUCGUUCUUCGGGCCUGCUUCAAAGAAGCGUAAGCUUGGGGACUCAUAGUCUACUAAUUUAGCAAGUCUCCUUUAGAACCCAUCCGGGAUUCUAUGAUCAUGAUGCGCUUCCCAGAGAUCGAGAAGAAGUAGUGCUGUAGUACACCUCAUUACUAUCAAGUACCAAUCAGCUACCAGUACUUUGGCUACGAAUUUUGCCGUAAUCCUAGCUUCAUUGUUGAGGAAUAGGA